Molecule: messenger RNA, 4553 nt
Organism: Atta colombica
Lineage: Eukaryota; Metazoa; Arthropoda; Insecta; Hymenoptera; Formicidae
Gene: lqfR
Product: clathrin interactor 1
Exons: 8
Coding region: 225-4550 (1441 amino acids)
Biological process (GO): protein stabilization; telomere maintenance via telomerase; endocytosis
Cellular component (GO): cytosol; clathrin vesicle coat; plasma membrane
Molecular function (GO): clathrin binding; telomeric repeat DNA binding; Hsp90 protein binding
Source: RefSeq, a predicted model, not a curated record
CGGGAGACACCUGUGACCACGGCGAGAUAUGCAAACGUGGAAGGGAUAACAUGGCUACCGCCUGGUGACGUUCCGUUCGGCCGUCGUGGUUAUCAGAUGCUUCGGAAAACAUCUGGUGAACGUUCAGCGAACGUACCGCCGAUAACGAUCUUGUUAAGAGAGUACCCGCGUGUCGAGGGUUACAAUCGUACGCGAGUAAGCCAUCGUGCAGUGACACCAGCAACAUGAUGAACAUGUGGAAAGUGCGGGAGCUGAUGGACAAGGCGACCAAUGUCGUAAUGAAUUAUACGGAAACAGAGGCCAAAGUUCGGGAAGCAACUAAUGACGAUGCAUGGGGUCCCACAGGGGCAAUGAUGCAAGAACUGGCUCAGGCCACAUUCACGUACGAGCAAUUUCCAGAAGUGAUGUCCAUGCUCUGGAAAAGGAUGUUGCAAGAGAAUAAACGAAAUUGGCGACGAACGUACAAGUCAUUGCUUCUUCUUAAUUACUUAGUUCGUAAUGGCUCGGAACGGGUCGUCACAUCGUCACGCGAGCACAUCUAUGACCUCAGGUCUUUAGAAAAUUAUACCUGCAUCGAUGAAUUCGGGAAAGAUCAAGGAAUAAACAUUAGACAUAAAGUUAGGGAAUUAAUUGAUUUUAUCCAAGACGAUGAUAAACUUAGGGAGGAAAGAAAAAAGGCUAAGAAAAAUAAAGAUAAAUACGUUGGUUUAUCGAGCGAAGCGAUGGGAAUGAGAUUUGGAGGUGGUGACAGAUGGAUGGAUAAUCCUAAAUGGAACAAAUCUGGCGUAGAAACGUAUAAUGACUGGGACAAUCGCGGAAAAGGAUUUGAGGAUGCAAAUAACAGUGACGAUGGCGAAAGAGAAGACUCGGAUAAUGAAACUAGCCCAAAGAAAAGUGGAAGAGAAUAUAGAGAUACGUUGGAUAAUAUAAAUCAAGUUGGUAAAUCUGCUCAAAUAUCAAUACCUUCUACAAAUACAUCCCCUGCGCGAACAACAAGAACUAUCAAAAAAGUAGAUCUUGGAGCAGCAGCGAAUUAUGGAAAAGAGCAAUCUAAUAAUAGUGCACCGGUACAACAAAAUAGCAGUUUAUCAUCGCCGAAAAAUCAACAGAAGACCAAAAAUGAUAUAUUAAACGACAUUUUUGAAUCACAAAAUGAUAAUAAUAGACUAGACGAUGAUGAUUUCAAUCCACGAGCGAAUACUCAAUCAUUUGCUCAACCGCAAAAUGCAAACGCAGAUUUUGGCGAUUUUACUAGUGCGUUUAAUAAUUCCGCGACGGUUAAGAUGAAAGAUAGUAACGAUGAAUUCGCCGAUUUCACGUCUGCCUUUAAUAAUGUCACUAUAUCUAAUACUCCAAGUCAGUCGCAAUCGCAAAUUAAUCUAAUGGGUGUAACAAUACCAACUAUAAAUAAUCCGACAGUGAAUAAUAUGAAUAAUAGUAAUACAAUGUACACCAAUACGAUGCAAACGGCGGGCACAACGGCAUUUACUGGAACCCCCGCUAUUCAAAAGACGUCUAAUGAUUUAUUUGAUACUUUAUCACCACAAGGUCUCAAUAAUCAAAUCACAAAUAACAACACAGUGACGUCAAAUACGGAUCUCUUAUCCGACUUGGAUAGUUUGAAUGCUCCAACUAUGAGGUUACCUGAUGGGCGAAUAAACAGCCCAAAUAAUUCGAACAUUUUCAUGGGAAUAAACAACACAUCUACUGUCAAUUAUGCAGCCUGUAAAAACGAAGAAAGCGACGUAUCAAUCGAGAAUCUCUCCAAUAAUGCCGCCAAUCAAUUAUUGGAAAUAUUAUGUACCAUGUGCGAUAUUAAAAGUUCCGCUGAUUUGAAGAGAAUAAGAUCAUCCAUUGCGAACUACAUCAGAUUUUUACCAGGAUCUGUUACUCCUCAAAAAUACAGUGAUAUUGAUUUUGAUGCGAAAGUGGAUGCUAUAUUGUAUGGAAGAAUUUUGGAAGAGAUAAUCGGUAAAUUUGAUCGUGAUUGGCCACUAAGUGAAGAUGGCUUGGAUCCCUCGAUCGAAAAAUUGAUAAUCAUCGACGGUGCAACGAUCUUCAUGUUAUCGGAAGCUUUAAGAGCUUUAAUUACUGCUUUAAAUGAGUCCAAGAAUGAGAAGAAGACUCAUGUUAUUUCAAUGUUAUUGAAUAAUCUAUUAAAAAGCGAAGCGAUAUUUUCGGGGAUAUUGGAUGCAUGUAGAGACGAAGUGCGAUCUCACGUGCAGAAGGAAGAACUUGAUCAAACUUUGCAAAAUACAAUACAAAUUUUGAUCUCCUUGCCUAGUCGUGUAUCAAAUAAACUACAAUUAAAUACGCCUAAGUCUUAUACGCCGCAAGUUUAUGUGAAAAUACUUUGUUUUCACAUAUGUUGCGCGAUAUCGUUUAUUAAUGAAUUAUAUAAAUAUGAUAUUAAACUGAAAACAUCUGUACUCUCAUUUUUAAUUAGCAAGAUCGUAGUUAGCUUGAAACCAUGCGAUUUUACGUUCUUUGUCGACAUUGUAAAAGAAUGGUAUCUCGAAAACAAAAAGAACGAGCAACGUUUAAUCGAAGAUAUAUUUCGCGAAUUGGAUUCGGCCGCCAUUGAAUACAUAGCUGUUUUAUUCUUGAAGCAUUGCGAUUAUAAACUCGAUGUGCAUUCCAUUUUCGGAAAUUUAAUAAUGGAACCGAAUUGGAAAUAUAUUUUAACAAUCAAAAUUCCUUUAAUGCGUUAUUACGAGGACGAGAAACUUCUUAUAAACCUGGUUUCUUAUCUAUCAUCUUUUUCGAGUGAAAAUAAUAUUUUAUCAGAAUUACUUAUUAAGCUUUUAGAAAUUUGGAGGGAUAAAAGUAUUUUGAAUCACGUAUCUGUGGAACAACACAAAUACAUUACGAAGUUGAUUAUUUUAUCUGUAAAAACUUGUAAAAAUCUUUUAAAUCGUACUGAAAGAGAUCAGUGCCAAAAACUGUUGCUUUCCGGAGUAUCUAUUCAUCUCGAGUGUACAAACAUAACUUUAAGAGCAAUGGGCAUGAUGGUUGCCGAGAUUUGCAUAAAUUCUUUAUGUAAUACCGAAAACGUACCGAAAUUGAAGUUCGAAUAUGAUACCAUGCCUGCGCAAAUAUUAGAAUUACUUCAAUCUCUAAAGGAUUUAAAUACGCUUGCAACGAUUGUACAUGUAAAAGAGCAAUACCAGCAAGGCGAUGAUUUAACAAUUGGAAACAUUGUUUUUGAUUCUAUGAGUAGCAGAAAGAUCUAUGAAUUAGGUGUUGAUUGCGAUAUUUUACCCGCCGUUGAAAAUCUGUUAAAUGAAAAAAUUGAAGAGAACACACGCCUGUCGAAAACCAGUGUAAUAAAAGAUAAUUUAACGAAAAAGAAUGAAACGAAUCAACAGGCAAAAUCAAAUUGCGAUGGCAAUUCGGAUCUGGAUAGUGACGAUGACUUAGUCCCUUACGAUAUGAAUGAUGACAAACCGCUCAGUAAGGUACGCCCGAUGUACUUACGGGACUUGCGUGAUAAUUUAACGGAUGAACGUACUUUUUCCAAUCCUGAUGUUUUUUCUGAAUCCUUGCUGGUCUGCGAAGAAUUAAUAUUAACACAACUAUCGAAUGACGAUGUAUCUUUCGCGAUAGAACUCUUACAGCUUCUCGUCACGUUGAAGCAACAGUCUUACUUGGAGAAUUUUGAACUUGUGAUUUUCAAAUGUUGCGUAGCGAUUGUAACUGUACGUCCGAAGGAAUGCGCCGAGUUUCUUUGUAAAGAGUUCUAUGAAGACACUGGAAAGUACUCACUGAGUCAUCGCUUAUUGUUUCUGGAUAUAUUGGCCGAAUCUGCUAGGCAGUUAUCAAAAAUAGAUAUCAAAAAUGCAGAUAACACCGACGUUACUGUAGAAACGGCGAUUAAAAAGAAAGGAAUUCCAAGUCGCAUAUCACUUUUUAUCGAUACACAAGAAAAUAAAAGGCAACAAGUAUGGUACAACGAAGAUUUCGACAUUGAUCUAGAAGCGUCGAAAGAUCAAUCUAUGAAUUGGCAAGAAAUUGUCGAUAAAAGAAUUGCAUCGCGUACGAAACGAUUUGCACAUAACUCUAAAUCUCCCAAAUUACAUAUUAAUCACUUUGGAAAUGUAGCAUCUGCAUUUUUCUAUCCGCUUCUGCACGGCUUUGGCCGUCGUGAUAUUCUUAAACUUAAUGGCUUAAGAAUUUAUUCAGAUCAGGAAAAUAUUUUAUUAUUACGUUUCCUGAAAACGUUGUCUGUUAUAAUGUUAGCGGCGCAAAAUUGUUCAUUGGCAUCAAAGAUGGGCAAAGAAAUAUUGGAGCUUCUGUGGACAGUGAGAAAUCAUGAUGAAGCAACUGUGAGACUAGCCGUUACAGAAAAUAUCGGAUCUGUACUUAUUGCAGUACCGAAGGAUGCUAUCAUUGACGAAUUGUCUGAACCCUUGAUGGAAAUAAGAGAAUGGCUUCUAUUAUCACAAAACGUCAUUAACGGCGAACACGAUACAAAUUGCAGGGCUUUAAACGCGAAAGUGUUAUCUUUCAUCAAUUUGAUUAUAAGCUCUACUUUUAAGUGUGUAGAUUGAUUG